AGUUCAUAUAUUAAUAAAUGUAAAAUAAAGGAGUAAAACUAUUGUGAGAGUUGUAGUUCCCAUUCGUAUAUGUGAACUUAUUAAGAGUCAAGCCAUGAACAACAUAAUCCUACAAGAAGAUGUUUCUUUAGUCAGUGAUGCAAAGCUGUGUCUGGUGGGACGCUUUCUUACGAAAGGAGUAAUCGAUUUUCAGGCGAUGCAACAAACAUUAGCAGCGUUAUGGAGACCAGGGAAGGGCGUACACAUCAGAGAAUUGGAUGUUAAUCUGUUCCAAUUCCAGUUCUAUCAUGAACUCGAUAUAAAAAGGGUGAUUGAAGGUAGUCCUUGGAGUUUCAACAGGAAGGUACUCAUCAUCUCACGGAUGCAGCAAGGAAUCAAUCCCAAGUGUAUCCCCCUAAACAGUAUUGAUCUAUGGGUUCAAAUUCACGACCUCCAGCCAGGGCUUAUGUCAGAGAAAAUAAUUACAGAAGUGGGAAAUGAAAUUGGUAAGUAUGUAUGUUCAUGUCCAACAAAUUUCAAAGGAGUAUGGAGGGAGUAUAUGCGAAUUCGAGUUACAAUGGACUUAUCUAAACCUUUAAAACGCCGGAUGAAGAUUAGAAAGUCAGGGAAAGAAUGGAUUUGGAUUACGUUUAGGUAUGAAAACGUCCCUACCUUUUGUUUCAUUUGCGGUUUAUUGGGUCACUCUGAGAAGUUCUGUAAUCAAUUGUUUGAGAAACUAGAAAACGAAAUUGUCAAGCCGUAUGGCAUAUGGAUGAGAGCUCCCUUGAAACGACAAACUAAGUUGAUCGGAGCAAAGUGGCUGUGUAACGGAGGAGAGGAUUUCCAGGCGUAUGCGGACGCAGGGGAAAGUUCCAAACAACAGAAUCCCGUAAAAUUGGCUGAUGGAGUAAUUCAGGGAGCUAAAAUCUCGGAAGUCAAUGAAGACAUAAAUGAAACUGAAAGAAUCCUGGAUAAGAUGAAAGAUACUGGAGAUAAUUCAGCAACUUCAAAUUCAAAUCCAUUGGGUGGUGUAGAUAAAGGCGGGAAGGUGGUGUAGAUUGAUUAAUGAAAUCAUUCUC
Messenger RNA from Daucus carota subsp. sativus, 1058 nucleotides. RefSeq lists its product as uncharacterized. NCBI's taxonomy places the organism in Eukaryota, Viridiplantae, Streptophyta, Magnoliopsida, Apiales, Apiaceae. The transcript has a single exon. The record is from RefSeq and is a predicted model, not a curated record. Bases 95 to 1036 code for a protein of 313 amino acids.